AACUCACAAGAUCCCCGUGAGAAAGACGUAUUCGAUUGUAUGGUACACAAUCUGUUUGAUGAACAUCGAUUUUUCCCAAAAUAUCCUCCGAGAGAAUUGUCUAUUACAAGUGUUAUCUUCGGCUCGCUGAUACAGUAUCAACUUGUCGGUUAUCUGACACUUGGUAUCGCUCUCCGAUACGUUCUUACUGCAUUGCGUAAUCCAUCAGAUCAGAAAAUGUUAAAUUUUGGUAUCCAGGCGCUUUUGCAAUUCCAGACGCGUCUUCCGGAAUGGCCACAAUAUUGCACACAGCUUUUGCAAAUUCCACAUCUUCAUCAGAGUCAUCCAGAGAUUAUGCAGUAUGUUGCAACUGCUCUUGCUGAGAAUAACAGUGGCAGCGGUGAGUCCAUGAUCGUUGCGGCUGCAGUUGGUGAUCCUCCUACAUCCCCCGCUGUUACUGCUACCCCUUCAGCCGAAAGUACUUCCAGUCGAGUUGCAGCAGAGACUUCCAAUAGAGCUGCAGACUCCAGACCAGUGUUUACCGCUUUGAAUUUGGACACGCUUUUAGCUGCCGAACAAGUUGGAUCAUAUUUUGUUUCAAAAGUUGGAUCGAAUUCUGUUGAAAAA
This is a messenger RNA of Paraglomus occultum, 606 nucleotides long. The record is from the annotation of a GenBank genome assembly. Lineage: Eukaryota; Fungi; Glomeromycota; Glomeromycetes; Paraglomerales; Paraglomeraceae.